Molecule: messenger RNA, 1330 nt
Organism: Gasterosteus aculeatus aculeatus (three-spined stickleback)
Lineage: Eukaryota; Metazoa; Chordata; Actinopteri; Perciformes; Gasterosteidae
Gene: cmc1
Product: C-x(9)-C motif containing 1
Cellular component (GO): mitochondrion
Source: RefSeq, a predicted model, not a curated record
GUGACUCUGGGAUUUGUAGUUUCUUGUGCGCCUCACUACGUCAGCGGAAGUGUUUGGAGCGUACGCGAGGUCACAUUGGUCCGGUUUUGUAAUGUUUUGAGAAACGGCAACGCAAUGGAAGCAGUCAACACAGAAGAGAUCCACCUGAGGCAUGUGGAGAAGGAUGUCCUUAUCCCCAAAAUGAUGAGGGAGAAAGCCAAGGAGCGCUGUGCUGAGAAGGUUGACGCCUUCAACCACUGCUGUAAGGACUCCGGUUUCCUCAUGGCGUUCAAGUGUCGAGAGCAGAAUGCGGCCCUGAAGGAAUGUCUGACAAUACACUACAGGGACCCGGUGUUCUACGAGCAGUGUAAGCAGGAGUACAUCCAAGAGAAGCUGGAGUUUCAGAGGACGGGGAUCGCCACCAAGAACAGGAAACAAAAACUACCAGCUAGCAUGUAAAGAACCGCCUGGCACCUAACCGCCCUCCUUUCGGACUUCUGACCAGGGCGCCCGAGUCCUACACACCCAGGAUACGAGGUCAUCGGGCGGGGCUCAUUACGCCUGCACUUUGUUUAAAUCUGUGGGGUGUGAAUUAGUUUUCUGAGCAAGAGUGGUAUGUAAUCAAAAUAAGGCCUUUUUUUCCCCCUCACAUAAAUUAAGGGAUGCUCAAUAUCUGCAGAACGCUUUGUGGUGUGUUUAUACUGAACAUUCGGUGAUGGCACACGUUGUGACGAAGAGUCUGGUUUGCUUGCCUUUUGCGUUUUCCCUAUAGUUUGCUAAACCAUCUGCAGGAAAAAGCGUGAAAAUCUUAGAAAGCCGUGGAAAUGAAAGAUGCUCGUUUUUUGUGUGUUUGAGACAUCUCAAAGAACCUUGUGGGAUCAUGUGACUUACGCAGUGAAUUGUUAAUAAAAGUAUUCUCUGGCAGUAAAGUGUAUAUCAGUGUGGUAAAUCAGACAAAAGAUCAAAUACAUGAUGAACACAACGGCCAUAUAUUUCAGAGGUUUGGACAUUUAUGCGUAGUUAAAGGGCGGUGAAUAUUUCUCUGCAUAGAUUCCACCACCAUUGGUUAGACUUUGAUUUUAAGAUUAAAUUAUUAAUAAAAAUUAUUAUGCAGCACUUGAAUUGUUCUGUUGCAUUAACAAAAUAUUACGUGUAAAAUGAAAGUUAUUGCUGGUGUCCACUGUAAUGUAGUUCGAUAUGCCAGAGUCUUCAGUUUAAUUCAAAUUAACUACAAAUCCUCAUCCGCUAAAAUUUGAAAAGAUAAAGCAAACUCACACAAAUGAAUUUUCCUUUGUUUAAUUGAUCAUAUUUACAAACGGUCUGAAGUGCAGUAAAUCUAAAAUAUAAUCCA